This is a messenger RNA of Epinephelus moara (kelp grouper), 5928 nucleotides long. It is a transcript of the gene slc71a2a, whose product is annotated as major facilitator superfamily domain containing 14Ba. Gene Ontology annotation, molecular function: transmembrane transporter activity. The transcript is spliced from 12 exons. Gene Ontology annotation, cellular component: membrane. Gene Ontology annotation, biological process: transmembrane transport. Lineage: Eukaryota; Metazoa; Chordata; Actinopteri; Perciformes; Serranidae. The coding region runs from base 231 to 1763 and encodes 510 amino acids. The record is from RefSeq and is a predicted model, not a curated record.
AGUCGUUACACCAGGCGAGCUGCGGACCGUUGCACUGACCUGACGGCGGAUCUUACCGGAGACAUUGUGGACGUUAACGCUGUCUGAACACGGUGUAAACUAGUGUUCACCCUCCGUUAGCUCGGUUUAGCCUCUUCGGGGCUACAUUAGGAGGCAUCCUGGAAGCACCGGGAGAACCGCGGAUAUCUACGCGGCAUGGAUGCUUCGUGACCCGCGGCAGGUGUGAAGAGAUGCCGGGGGAGCCGCCGGCGGGAACCGGCCGGGUGGUGCUCGUGAAGAAGAUCAUCAUGAAGGACGGAGCUGCGCUGCAGCAGGGUAUCGGCAGACCCAGUGUGUAUCACGCAGUGGUGGUGAUCUUCCUGGAGUUCUUCGCCUGGGGGUUGCUCACCACGCCCAUGCUCACUGUUCUACAUGAAACUUUCCCGCAGCACACGUUCCUGAUGAAUGGACUCAUCCAGGGCGUGAAGGGUCUGCUGUCAUUUAUGUCUGCUCCUUUGAUCGGCGCGUUGUCGGACGUGUGGGGCCGGCGCACCUUCCUGUUGGUCACCGUCUUCUUCACCUGCGCUCCGAUCCCUCUGAUGAGGCUCAGCCCCUGGUGGUACUUCGCCAUGAUCUCCAUGUCUGGAGCUUUCUCUGUCACCUUCUCAGUCAUCUUCGCCUACGUCGCUGAUGUGACGGAUGAAAGGGAGAGGAGUACAGCCUACGGUCUGGUGUCGGCUACGUUUGCAGCCAGCCUGGUAACGAGUCCAGCCAUCGGUGCGUACCUGUCAGCCUGGUACGGAGACAACCUGGUGGUUCUGGUGGCUACACUCAUCGCCCUGGCUGACAUCUGCUUCAUCCUGCUGGCUGUGCCGGAGUCUCUGCCCGACAAGAUGAGGCUCAACACCUGGGGGGCGCCCAUAUCCUGGGAGCAGGCCGACCCCUUCGCUUCUCUGCGUAAGGUGGGUCAGGACCCGACAGUCUUACUGAUCUGCAUCACUGUGUUCCUGUCUUACCUCCCUGAGGCUGGACAGUACUCCAGCUUCUUCCUCUACCUGAGACAGGUCAUUAAUUUCUCCUCCACGACCAUUGCUGUUUUUAUUGGAGUUGUGGGCAUCCUGUCCAUCGUAGCACAGACUCUGUUCCUCACGCUGCUGAUGAGGACCCUGGGUAAUAAAAACACUGUCCUGUUGGGUCUGGGCUUCCAGAUCCUUCAGCUGGCCUGGUACGGCUUCGGAUCAGAGCCAUGGAUGAUGUGGGCAGCUGGUGCAGUAGCAGCGAUGUCCUCCAUCACCUUCCCAGCCGUCUCUGCUCUGGUGUCACAGUCUGCUGAUCCUGAUAAACAAGGUGUGGUCCAGGGGAUGAUCACAGGGAUCAGAGGGCUGUGUAACGGUCUGGGUCCAGCUCUGUACGGAUUCAUCUUCUUCCUCUUCAACGUGGAGCUCAACACCAUGGACCCCAUCCAGGGAGAGUUCAACAUUGACCCCCUGCCUCUGCACAGUCCCACUGAGCUGGGGCUCAUCCCGGGCCCGCCCUUCCUGUUAGGGGCGUGCACCGUGGUCGUCGCCUUCCUCGUCGCCCUCUUCAUCCCUGAGAAGCCUUCCUGCUCCGCCUCCCCCUCCCAGCUGUCCCUCAGCGACAAGCCCCACCUGGACAGCAAAGAGUCCAUGUCCUCGCUGGCCGGCGUCCACAUCAACACGCCCCUCCCGGGCAGCGACGAGGAGAACCCUCCCACCGCCAGCGAUGAGGACUUUGAGCCGCUCCUGCAGGACAGUAUCGUCUGAUGGACAGGUGGAAGGCUGGUUUGAUUGACAUUUUCUUUGCCGCAGGGCGGGACUAAGUGUACUUUUAUUGUCAGAAGAUUGCAGUUGACAGCAAGAAGCCAGUGGGCGUUGCUGACAGAGCCACCAGGAGCCGAGGCGGUACCAUCUCACGAGUGACCAAUAAGGAUGUUUCUUUCACAAGGAGGCGGGGCAAAGAGCUGCAAAUUACCAGAAGAGACCAGGACGAUAAUUUGACUGACAGAAAGACGGUGGGGCCAACAGGGACAACACAUUCAAAAGGAAACCAUCGUUUGACUGACCAGACGAGGGACCAACUGCGUUUCUUAUGGAACGGCUAGUUUUGGGACACGCCCACUUCAGAUCACCUGACGGGAAAGAGAAGUAUUUUUGAGGUUUUAACGGAAGGAUUAUCGUUCAUCUUUAAGCUUGAAGUUGUUGAUUGUUUUUGUGAUAAACAAGAAAAGGUGUUUUUACCUUCAGCUGUAUCAUUUUGAAGCCGUAUUUUGAUGCUGUGAUUAUUUCUUAUUGGUUAUUGUACAAAAGAAACACGUCUGCAGCGUAUUUACAGCAGCCAAAACAUCAGUGUUGAUUUAUAUUUUUUCUUUUUGGGGCAGGGUUUUGGGAUUUUUAUUCUUUUUAAGUGUACAGUAUCUUCCUGCUACGAGCUAUCGAUCGCUAACAAGGUGUGAAUGUGACGAGCUGAGAGACGAGUCAGCCACCUGAGAUCCAACAUGACAAACUAUCAGAUUUAUUUUCAUGGCCAGGUUUCCUCUUGAGUUUUUAGUUUCUCUAAAUUAAUUUCUUUAUAAAACAAUACCAGAACACCUCAGUGGGUAGUCUUCACUCGUAGUUUCAGCAGUCAUUGUCCCCGUCUGUCACUCUACCUCAGAUCAGCAUGUUUUUAAAUCAGACUCACCCUGGAUUCACUCAUCCUCUAUCACCUGUGUUUUAUUUUUAUAUCAGAGUCACUUUAUGAAUGCUGCUGGCUGCUGGCAGGGGAAAACCUCAGAGCUGCAACUUCACCUUCAGAUAUUGUUCAUGGUUACAGUAUUGCUCAUUUUUAUUUUUAAUGUUAGUGGAAAGUGGUUGUGCGGCUCAAACUGUCCAACAAACAAGUCAGAUAUAGAAACACAAUCACAACAGAUUCUUAGAUUUAGUACGUUUGUUGUGUAAAUCCAUUUGGACCAAUGGGACAACAGGUGGCACAGUCACACAUAUUUGAACGUUUAAUGAUAAUAUUUAAAGGGAUACUAUGCAGGAUUAGCUAACGCAACAUUCAGACCUGGCCCCUCCUGCAUACUUCGCCCGUACGUACACUGCAAGAUACUAUUGUAGCUGCUGGUACCUACUUGUCCGUCAGAAAUCAUUGCACAGCUUGGUGCUAUAUUUGCGCUCCUCUUAGAUAUCCUCUUAGGUAUCAGAAGGUGCGUUUCCAUCCACCUGUUUUUAAGCGCACUUUUAAUCUAUACAUAGAAAUACCUGAGUGAAAUCACCUAAAGAAUUGGAAAAAAAAUCUCGAUCACUGAAAGACUGAACCCUAGGGGAAGGCUGAAAAUUUGGUGUAUCAAAACAUGAAAGAGGUCUUUGAUUUUGAUGAAUUUAAAGACAUUUCUACCAUAAACGGAUGCGUAAAAAAUCACCAGAAUGCAGAAAAGUAAGUGUUCCUUAUAUAUGUGCCCCACCCAAUUAGAUGGGGAAAAACUGACAGAUGAUUUCGGUAUCCGCUUUUGGCCAAAUAAGAUUAAAAAAAAUCCAAUAUCGUGCAUCCCAAGCGCCUAUUGCUCAAUAUUGCUAUUGCUCAUCUCGAUAAGCCAAAUCCCAAUAUUUGCAUAACAGUCGUAAAUAGAGAUACACACAAAUUUGCAUUUUCUUUGUACCCUGGAAAUCCAGAGUUCUCGCAAGAGCACAAUUUGAAUUUGCUCAGCGAGUCACUCUGGCAAUCAGUAAUGAUGCUCAUUACCUAUGCCGUUGGAGCCGAGCUGCACCAAUCACAUAGGUGUAUGUGAUAUAGGCGGGCCAGAGGCGAGCUAAACAGAUGACGACAGCGCUGCAACGACUGGAACAAGUCCGGAAUCAGUCAGUAAACAUUGCAAGAUGGCUACGGAUGAACACCAGUUGUUUGAAACGGCUUUGGCCGCUACAAUGAACGAGUUAGACUUGGCUUUUUCUCUAAAAGAGGAACAGAAGACGGCGCUCGAGUCUUUUCUUUGCAAGAAGGAUGUUUUUCCUGUUUUGCCAACCGGAUACAGCAAGAGUCUAAUCUACCAGUUAGCUCUGCUGGUAGCUAAGCUCUGGAUACGUCACCCCGUGUAUUGUUCUGAUUGGUCGUAGUGUUAUCCAAUUGCGUGCAGUGAUAUUUUCAAAUGCAUGCUUGGUGCUGCCCCUCGAGUUGGGCCAUUUUCAUUACUCUAAAUCUUUCUAGAUUUGGGUCUGGAUUUCAAGGCUAUUUUCUUUGACCAAUUUUGUGAAGACAUGGUUAAAAUCUGUGCUACGUUUGGAUGGAAAUCCAGCUAUACUGUAUCAAAAUAAUGGAAAUAGUCACUGUGACGUCACUCGUUGAUUGUUGGACUAGUUGGACAAGUCUGGCAUGUAGAGUUUUGGAGCCAGAAGUGACUGUUUGGACGGCCACACCCUUAAUUAUGAGGAACUUUAACCCCUAAUUAAAUGUAAACAGGUGGGUUAUAUAUAAAUUCACCCCACCACAAUUGUUGUGAAUGUUAAAAUUAGCUAUACAGACCAAAACCUUUUUUGUACCAGGCUGUUAACAUGUUUAUUUCUGCUGUAAAGCUGGACAUUUUAACAUGAGGGUCUGUGGGGAUUGACUCACUCUUGGAGCCAGCCUCAAGUGGCCAUUAGAGGAACUGCAGUUUUUUCCUCUUUUGCAUUGGCUUCACUUUUCAGCCCUGGAGUUUGCUACUUGGUCAUUCGUGAUGAUCCUGCAUAGUAUAUCUUUAUGAUCCAGUCUCCAAAGGAAGAUCAAAAUGAUCAGGUUUUUUACUUUUUAAAACAAAUACGUAACAUAACUCAGGUGUCACGCUGCCUUUUGGUGUAGAGAAGUGCCACUAGAUGGCAGCAUGACACCAUGAAGACACUGCUUGUGGCUCUGAUUGCCCAGGGUCGGCGUGCCUUCGUCUGUAAGUAGCGAUGGGUGCCUGGUCCCACUAUCGCAAGUGUAGUUUUUACGUUAACUGUGAGAUCAGCUGGUCAUUUAUGUGCUGAGAGUGUCUCACAGUAUGAUUUUAAAAACACAUGGUUUUAUUUCAUUGACGUUGCAGUUAUGAGGUUUUCCCCUGCAGCAGUGAUUUUCCUGUGAAUGAACUUAUACUUGAAGCAUCAGACAGAUUUAACAAGAGCUUUAGAGAAGAUUUAGCAGAGUUUAGCAGUCUAUAACUGGAACAGAGUGUACAUAGUUAUGUGCUUUAUGAGCCUAAAGAGUAACUGUAAAUGUGAAUUAUAUUAUGGUCUGUAUAUAAGUGAAGUGUGGGGGUGUUUAUCGUGGUUGAUACGAAGGUGAAGGUUUGCCUUCAGUAAACAGUUUCACUUCAUUUCCCCUUUCUGCUGUCGUUCACACCAGAGUGUGUUCACAUGCGCACUAAUGUCCUGGUAAUGUGUCUUGUAUCAUAUUUGGUCACUUUAUUCAUCACUUUAUGAUGGCAGUCAAACAAGGAGAAAAUUGUCUGUCAUAUCUUUGCAGCUCUCACUUUUUUAAUGAAAUCUGAAAGGUGCUAGAUCAGAUCUCCAACAAACAGAUCUGCAUUUACAUAAUUUCUCCAGUCUCAUCUGUUUCAGCUCUUUAAUUUAACACUAAGUCUCAUUUCAUGACUGAAACAUUGACAGACGCCUGUUUAUGCUGCCAUUAUCAGAUUUCAUGCUUUGUCUUAAGUACACAAGUUUUCCAAAUCACGUAAUUUAAAUUUCUGGAGAUCUUAAGUUUGAUGCAGCAGGAUAUUUGUGCGCAUAUGAACACAGUUAUUUAGUUAAAGUCUGCGCCCGCUCAGUGAAACUGACUCAGCAGUGUAAAUAUUGUACAUGGAUUGGAUGUUUGUACAUGUGAAGAAAUGAAAUGUACAUGGGAUUCACUGUAAAUACACUUUGUCUGUUGUCUUGUCUGGAAACGUACCAGCCAGUUGUUGGUUAUUGGAAAUUAAAACAGAGUAACACUUGG